This is a messenger RNA of Moneuplotes crassus, 633 nucleotides long. The record is from the annotation of a GenBank genome assembly. NCBI's taxonomy places the organism in Eukaryota, Ciliophora, Spirotrichea, Euplotida, Euplotidae.
CAAUCUCCUUACAGUUGAUCUUAACCUAAACAGCAUUCGCCAGAAGUAUAUUGAAGAGACAAAUGAAAAUCUGAAGAAAAACAAGAUUAUUUACGGUAUAAAAAUGAAGCACAAACUUCGCCAGGACCACAAGUCCUUACUGAAGGAAUUCAGUACUGAUAUGCAUCCUCAGUUGCUGAAAGAGAUAGAGGAUGCCAAGCAAUACUGUUCCCACCUCAAGACUCAGGCUGAGGAAAUUAAAGAGUCUUCUAAAUAACAUGGAAGGCAAACUUGCCAAUGAGCUUGAAGAUCUCCAGGAAGAGUACGAACGACUUCAGAAAGUUAAUGAAAAGAAGGAUUUUGAGAUCCUAGAAGCUGAAGCUUCUGCCAGAAAAGUCAAGAGAACACAUGAGCAAGAGAUCAAGGAUUGGAAAGAAAAACUUGAAACCAAGCAAUUGGCAAUAGAAAGUCUCCAGAAAGCGGUCCAGAUGAAACAGAGGGAUCUCCAGAAGAAAAAGGACAAGUAUGAACUAGAGAUUGAUAAACUCAAGAUGUAUCUACCAGAUUCUUCAGAUUAAAGAUGUUUGUGGUACUCCUUACAUCUGUAAUCAGAGAGGAUCACCAAUUUCACGCACAGGUAAUAUAAAAAGUUGU